Messenger RNA from Temnothorax curvispinosus, 2216 nucleotides. RefSeq names its product protein FAM151B. The coding region runs from base 1 to 1242 and encodes 413 amino acids. The record is from RefSeq and is a predicted model, not a curated record. Lineage: Eukaryota; Metazoa; Arthropoda; Insecta; Hymenoptera; Formicidae. The transcript has 5 exons.
AUGCCAUUACGUGCGCCCGGAUUUCGACGAUCGGCCGACCGCUCCGCUCCUGUGGAGACAGUCAGUCGUUUCGAGGCUGCCGAGUUGACCGGGCGUCUAGUCGAGAGCUGGUGGAGAGCCGGGUUGUUCCGCGCUGUGUAUCUCUCUCUCUCUCACACACACACACACACACACACACACUCUCUAUCUGUUUUUCUGAAACCGUCAUUACUUUUCUUUCACGCCUGCCCGGUGUUCCUUCCUUUGUCGGCCGCCCCAUCGAGAUUUCGACGACGAAGGACCAUGGCGAGUACCACGAUCGCGACGAUUGUACUGCUGGCGGUGAUCCAGGCUGCCAUGUGCAACAAGAACUGCUCGCGCGUAUGCUAUCCGAGCGAGUUCUUUCCCGAGCUCAAAGGCAAUCUCACGAAGAUCGUCUGGGCGCACGCUGUGAACAGUAUGGCGGAAUUGGAGAAGGCACUCUCGUCAGGGGACGUCAUGAUGCUGGAGGCCGACGUCGUGAUGGGCAAACUGAACAAUACUACCAAUUCUACCGAAAUCCCAAUAAUGGCGCAUCCGCCGGCCACGGAGAGCGAUCUGUCGCUCGAGGAGUUUCUCAAUAUCAGCAACAAAAACGGCAGCAAGGGCAUCAAGCUGGACUUCAAGUCCAAUGAGGCUUUCGAGAGCAGCAAGUCUAUCCUAACAAAGUUGCGACCAGCGUUGAAGUACCCCGUUUUCCUCAAUGCGGACAUUCUUUCUGGACCGGUCAACGCUAAUACCACCGCUCCGCUUAAUGCAAAAGAUUUCCUGAAAGGAGCCAACGAUACCAUACCGGAGGCUGUUCUCUCCGUCGGUUGGACUACCAGGUACGGAAAGGAAUUCAACAUCACCGAGGGUCGAUACACCACGGAGCAGCUGAAGAAGAUGGUCGAUACUCUCAAAGAGAAUCGUGUCACCCAGCCGGUAACUUAUCCCGUACGAGCUGGCCUCGCGGCGAACGAUAUCGAUGGCAUAAACGCGUUGUUGAAGAACACAACGUUCGCCAACGCGACCCUGACGAUCUGGUCGUCGGAGGGCGAUUCCGUCGACGCCGCGCAACUUUCGAAACUGAUCAGAGAAGUGGGAGUCGACAAGGUCUACGUGGACGUGCCGAAGGACUUGAGGAGCAAGCUCAACCUCUCGGGCGCGUCCGCGAUGACAUCCGCGGUGAUGAUGAAUUUGGGCGCGUCGCUGGCGCUCUUGGUCCUGUCGAGGAUGCUGUAAGGUCGAAGACAUAGAGUAGCAGACGUAGACUUGCGGUGAGAUUCGAGAAAAGGGGAGGGAGCCCUUCGUCCCGGGGCGGGGGAGGGGGGCCUCUUGAUAAAGAAACGAAAGUACGAGCGAACGACGAACUCCGAUAACGAUCGCACGCCGUGAAUAUCGUUUGAUCGCCAUCGCGAUUGUUCAGUCGGUUCUUCGUCCGAUUCAUCGGCUACAUUUCUUAAAACGUAUACCUCUCACGACAUCCGAUGUUCGCAGCGAACAAUUUCCGCAGCGAGAUAUUUUCCACGCGAGAUUCCCUAUUCCGAGAAAGAAUAAUAUGCCCGUUUUUUGCCGAUAAAAUUUGUACUUAAGAGAAAUUGUUCAAACGACACACAAAACACAAGCCGAUUGUAUAAAACUUUCUUUUUUAAUAUAUCUGACACAGUAAGUAACGUAAAAAAAAAAUAACGCCUGCGUAUGUGUAGGUAAACGCGUUUCAAUUAUAUGGAGAAUAAAUAACUUUAAUACCGUUGAUAAACACAGUAACGCUUUACCUAUUGUUAAUUAAUGUCUAAAAAGUUUCUUAAUAUUAUAUUAUACGUAUGUUAAAUAAAAAUCAACUGAUAAACGUAGCAACCACACAUACACGCAACCGAUAUGAAGGACGCGCGUCUCUGACAAAUUGCCCCGAAAUUUUUUAUUAAAGUACAAAGUACAGCGAAAUGGAAAAAGGAGCGCACCGUACGUGAUUUCGUAUCGAGUACUACUUGCCGUGCGUGCGCACACUCGUGUGUUUAAUGUCCCUUCGUAAUGUUCACCAUCCUGUACCUGCGUUUAACAUAUCUCCGAUUUAGGUGCAGCAACAAAUUAUAUUAGUAUAUCUAUGUAAGCUACGUAUAUUAAAGCCAAAGGAUUUAAAAAAAUGCAGUAUACAAUGCGAGGACGCAUUGCGUUUGAUAAUGAGUCAAUAAAAUUACGCAAAAUUAUCGAGGAAA